Messenger RNA from Stegostoma tigrinum, 1956 nucleotides. RefSeq names its product lysoplasmalogenase-like protein TMEM86A. NCBI's taxonomy places the organism in Eukaryota, Metazoa, Chordata, Chondrichthyes, Orectolobiformes, Stegostomatidae. The coding region runs from base 1106 to 1798 and encodes 230 amino acids. The record is from RefSeq and is a predicted model, not a curated record. Gene Ontology annotation, cellular component: membrane. The transcript has 3 exons.
UCUCUCUAUCUCUCUAUCACUGUCUCUCACUCUCUGCCUCUCACUGUCUCUGUCUCACUGCCUCUGUCUCUCUCGCUGUCUCUGUCUCUGUCUCACUGCCUCUGUCUCUCUCUCGCUGUCUCUGUCUCUCGAGCUGUGUCUCUCAUUGUCUCUGUCUCUGUCUCUCUCACUGUCUCUGUCUCACUGCCUCUGUCUCUGCCUCUGUCUCUCUCGCUGUCUCUGUCUCUCUCACUGCCUCUGUCUCUCUCUCGCUGUCUCUGUCUCUCUCUCGCUGUCUCUGUCUCUUGAGCUGUGUCUCUCAUUGUCUCUGUUCCUCUCUCUCUCACUGUCUCUGUCUCACUGCCUCUGUCUCUCUCGCUGUCUCUGUCUCUCUCACUGCCUCUCUCUCUCUCACUGUCUCUGUCUCUCUCGCUGUCUCUGUCUCUCUCGCUGUCUCUCUCUCUCUCGCUGUCUCUGUCUCUCGAGCUGUCUCUGUCUCUCGAGCUGUGUCUCUCAUUGUCUCUGCUCCUCUCUCUCUCACUGUGUCUAUCUACCUCACUGUCUGCCACUCUCUCAAUCUCUCUUUCCCUAUGUCUGUCUUUCACUGCCUCUACCUCCGACAUCUCUCUCUCUCUCACUCAUUGUCUCAACCGAUUUCACGGUUUUUCUCUCUCUCUCAAUCUCUUCAUCUUUCAAUCCCUGCUUUUCACUGUCUCUCUCUCUCUCAUUCUCCUUCAUUCUCUAUCCCUCUUUCACUGCCACAGUCUGUCUCUCCAUCACUCUCUUCCCAUCUCAUUUUGCCUUUGUUACUGUUUCUUGCCUCACUUCCACUCUCCCUUUCUCCGUCUCUUGUACACAUCUGCUUCUCCCUCUGCCUGUUUCCCUCAUGCCUGUCUUUGUUACCUCAUCGCUGAUUCUUGGUCCUGGGUCAAUAGCUACCCUUCAAACAACAUCACAAAAGUCAGAAAACCUCACCAUUAUCACAUUUUGAUUUGUGGACUCUUGCUGUGCACACAUUGGGCUGCUACAUUUCCAACAAUGCAACAGUGACAGCAUUUCAAAGGCUCUUCAUUGUCUGUGAAAUGUUUUCGGAUGUCCACGUCAUCAUGAAAGGUGCUAGUGAAAUAUGAAAAGUGUUGGCACGAAGCUGAUCCCCUUCUUGAAAACCUUCUGCAUUUACUUUGUGCUGUGGCUUCCCACCUCUAACCCAUCGUGGUUCAGUGCGUUGAUUAAAUGUUUGCCCGUGCUAUGCCUGGGUUUCUUCGUGUUGGCACAUAGCAUCAGCCUGGGGGUACAUCGACCCUACGCCAAGAAAGUCCUGGUCGCUCUCCUGUUCUCGGCGCUUGGUGACGUGUUCCUGACAUGGGGCGACCAAGGUUUCUUUAUCCACGGAAUGUUGAUGUUCGGAAUCUCACACCUACUGUACACUUGGGCUUUUGGACUGCGGCCCCUGAGGCUCUGGAUAGCUCUAAUGUUGCUGCUGCUUGGCGUGAUCUACUACGUUGCUGUCUACUCUUACCUGAGAGGCCCCAUGAUCUACGCCAUGGCGGGCUAUGUCGUGGUGCUGGGUCUGAUGAGUUGGCGAGCCUUGGCGCGUGCGGCUUGCUCUAGUUACGACCGAACGUGGGGACGGAGCUGCACGGCGGUGGGAGCUGUAAUCUUUAUCAUGUCAGACCUGUUGCUGGCCAUUGACCGGUUCUGCUUCACCGUGCCGCACGCCCGCGCCAUCGUCAUGUCGACCUACUACGGGGCCCAGAUGCUAAUCUCACUAUCCAUUGUCGAACAGAGCGAGCCGGAGAUGUUCUGGAAGCAGAACUGAAAAGAAAGAGAACCUCAAGCCACCAGAAACGGAUCAAAGAGACUCGAAGCAGGAGCUGUGCUGUCCAACUCCACACUGCGUGAAUGAUGCCAGUGAACAGGAAUUGUUUGCGAUGUGAAUUAAACCUCCGUUAUAAAUUAAAAGAUAAACUUUCUGAA